Molecule: messenger RNA, 186 nt
Organism: Prunus armeniaca (apricot)
Lineage: Eukaryota; Viridiplantae; Streptophyta; Magnoliopsida; Rosales; Rosaceae
Source: the annotation of a GenBank genome assembly
AUGAUGAAACGGAGAAAGGGAAGAAUAAUCAAUAUAGCAUCUGUUGUUGGUCUUGUUGGCAAUGUUGGACAAGCCAACUACAGUGCUGCAAAGGCCGGAGUAAUUGGCUUUACGAAGAGUGUUGCAAAGGAAUAUUCAAGCAGGAGCAUUAAUGUGAAUGCUGUAGCACCUGGUAUUGACCAUUGA